Molecule: messenger RNA, 1411 nt
Organism: Cercospora beticola
Lineage: Eukaryota; Fungi; Ascomycota; Dothideomycetes; Mycosphaerellales; Mycosphaerellaceae
Product: PICOT family protein
Biological process (GO): intracellular iron ion homeostasis
Cellular component (GO): cytosol; nucleus
Molecular function (GO): 2 iron, 2 sulfur cluster binding
Source: RefSeq, a predicted model, not a curated record
UCGAACCCCGCCACGAGCCGCUAUCGCGCCAUCCGUAACGACAAAACCACCAACUUCCACCACCGUCUCUCACGCCGCAUACCAUCGCCACGACCCAACUCGACUUCGCCACAAUCACGAUCACAAAACGAAUUGCCACCAUGGCUGCAGGUUCUCAGGUGCACGGCGUGGACACAGAGCAAGCCUUCAACAAUGCCAUCGCAGAGCUUCCAGGAACCACUCUGGCAGUGAUUUACUUCCAUGCGCCAUGGGCCGAGCCAUGCAAGCAAAUGUCCACCAUCCUUACUACUCUCGCAUCGACCUACGAACCAACGACACCUCCCCGGAUAGCGUUUCUGAGCCUGGACGCUGAGGAAUUGUCGGACGUCAGCGAACGCUACGAUGUGACGCAAGUACCACUCGUGGUCUUGCAGAAAGACGGCAAAGUUUUGGAGCAAAUCACCGGCACAGAUGCAAACAAGGUCAGGACAGCAGUUGAGAGACAUAGCGGAGGUGAUGGCAAGGGCGCUGGUGGACUGCCUCCCAAGCAGAACGUCACGAGACAGGAGCAGGAUCGCGAUACAGCAAUGGGAGGAACCAGUGCUUCAAAUGGCGAUCUAUCACAAUACAAGCCCGGAGCAAACGAACAGCAGACGGCGCCGCAGAGCACAGAAGGACAUGUGAGUGGCGAGCAGAGCAAAGAGGACCUGAACAAGCGGCUAGGCGAGCUGGUCAAGGCCGCGCCAGUCAUGCUUUUCAUGAAGGGCACUCCAUCGGCUCCACAGUGUGGAUUCUCAAGGCAGACCGUCAGCAUUCUUAGGGAGAAGGGCGUACGAUAUGGCUUCUUCAACAUUCUGGCCGACGAUGAAGUGAGACAAGGCCUCAAGGAGUUCAGUGACUGGCCUACUUUCCCUCAGGUCUAUGUCGAUGGAGAGCUAGUCGGUGGACUUGAUAUUCUGAAAGAAGAAUUCGACAGCAACCCGGAGUUCAUGCAAGAAUAUGCUGUCAAGAAGGGUGGUCCUGGCGUGACUGCAUGAGUCUCAUAUUGAGCUCUUCACUCUUGUCAAUAUUGAUAUAAACGACAGUCCUUUGGGCCCUGCUACUCCCCAUCGCGCGAUGCUCUACAUUUUCAGUCGCGCAUCUUGCCAACUUCGGCCAGACAACAUGCCGUGUGUGUCUAUACACGUAGCCCUGUGUCGAGGGAGAAUUUCUCGCAGGCCCUCAUGUGAAAUUUGGCUGUCGAUCACAAGCCUGUAGGCAGUGUCAACAUGCGUCCUGCAGGGCAGAUGGCUGGGAGCGACCAUGCACGUGGGACGAGGGGCUUUUUACCUAGGGCAAAGUAGUCAUGCAUAGUCGGAGUGUGGUGCAGAUAGCGCUAGAUGGAGACGUGGGGUUUCCCGGCAAUACGAAGUGACGAUAACAAUCAAAGCUU